Salvelinus fontinalis (brook trout) is the source of this 5837-nucleotide messenger RNA. RefSeq names its product glypican 3 (gene gpc3). Gene Ontology annotation, biological process: cell migration; positive regulation of canonical Wnt signaling pathway; regulation of protein localization to membrane. Bases 1 to 1779 code for a protein of 592 amino acids. Gene Ontology annotation, cellular component: extracellular region; plasma membrane; cell surface. The transcript is spliced from 8 exons. Lineage: Eukaryota; Metazoa; Chordata; Actinopteri; Salmoniformes; Salmonidae. The record is from RefSeq and is a predicted model, not a curated record.
AUGAACGGUUUCCCGCUGUCUGGCGUGCUCUUUCUGUGCGCCCUGUGCCUGCCGUCCACCCUACCGGGCGGACAGGUACCAGUGACUCCCAGCUGCCACGAGGUGCGCGCGUCAUUUCAGUCUCUGCACCCCGGGUCGAAAUGGGCAAUGGAGACCCCAGUUUCAGGUGCAGACCUGCAGGUGUGCCAGCCCAAGGGCCUGACUUGCUGUUCCAGGAGGAUGGAGGAACGUUACCAGAUGACUGCCAGGCAGAAUAUGGAGUCAGGCCUGCAGACAGUCAGCGCACCGCUCAAACUCCUCAUCAUCCAGAAUGCAGCUGUCUUCCAAGAGGCAUUUGAGUUGGUGUUGCGUCACGGCCGUAACUCCACCCUGCUGGUGCUGAAGGCGGAGUUCCCUGGGCUGGGGGGCGGGGCCCAGGGGGCGGUGGGGCAGCUCUUCCUGGACGUGUCUCUCUACAUCCUGGGCUCAGACUCCAGCGUGGAACACAUGGUCCAGGCCUUCUUCACCCGCCUCUUUCCCCUGACCUACCGACACCUGCUGGGAGGUGGCGCAGCACCCAUAUCUGAGGAAUGCCUGCGGGGGUCGUGGAAGGACUCCAUAGCAUUCGGACCCUACCCUAAACUCAUUAUGACUCGUUUGUCACGCUCCCUCCUGGCCACGCGUGUGUUCCUGCAGGCGCUGAACCUGGGCAUUGAGGUGGUCAACACCACUGACCACCUGCGCCCAGGUAGGGACUGUGGGCGCGCCCUUCUGAGGCUGUGGUACUGCCCACACUGCCAGGACCUGCUGGGGGCCCCGGCCUGUAAAGGGUUUUGCCAGGCUGUAAUGUCAGGGUGCCUGGGGGGUGCGGCGGAGGUACAGCCCCACUGGAGGGGGUAUGUGGAGGGGCUAGGGAAACUGGCGGGGGCCAUGAGGGGGGAGCAGGACAUGGAGGCUGUGAUGAUGAGGUUACAUGUGCUGGUCAGACUGGCCCUCAGACACGCUGUCAAAGCACGCCCCCGCCUACACGCAAUGGUGAGCAGUACGUGUGGCCACGCCCCCCAGCGUGUGUCUCGCUCAGUGGCGCCCUUUCCUGACCAGACCCCUGCUGCCCAGGCGUCCCGCAACCCACAGCCUUUACCCUACGAUCCUGAGGAGACCUUGGCCGGUCGCCGCAGGGAGUUUAUUUCCAGCCUGAGGGGAUUCAGUUCCUUCUUCAGUGGUUUGGGAGAGGCUCUGUGUAGCCGGGAGCCUGCAGCGCCAAGCAACCACUCCCUCUGCUGGAACGGACAAGAAAUGACAAACAGGUUUCCUGUCCCAGGUGUGAAGCGCUCUCACCCUCAUGGCCCUGACCCUAAGAUCAAAGCCCCUGAACCAGUCAUCUCCCAGAUCAUCGACAAACUCAAACACAUCAACCAGUUGCUGCGUCUGGUGACGGUGCCUGAGAAGCGCUGGAGAGCCCGGUCAGGUGGGGGUCAAGGGCCGGAAGGACGGAGCAAGGGAGAGGAGGAGGACGAGUGGUUCGAGAGUGGCGACUGUGAUGACGAGGAUGACUGUGCUGGGGUGUCGGGGCUCGGGCCACCCCCUCACCGUAAACGCUUACGUAUCUUUGCAGAUCUGGCAGAUAACCUGGCUAUGGAUGACUUCACGUUCCAUGACCAUUUGCUGACCCCUCAGCUCACUUCCGACAGGGCGGGAGGGCCGUCUUCGUCUGCUGCUGUCCUGGUUCUGAGUCACCUGGAUGGGGCUCUCCCUCUGACCCUCUUCCUUCUCCUCCUGCUGCUGCUUGGACACCAGUGACCAGUAAUCAGUGAUCCAUCCCUGCUUCUCACCCACAGCUUUCAGAAGAAGAAGAAUUUAUUACUCUAUAAGAGACAGAUAUGUGUCUUCUGCUGUAACCAACCCCUCUAAAAUAUAUAUAUAUAUAUAUAUAUAUAUAUAUAUAUAUAUAUAUAUAUAUAUAUUAUAUAUAUAAGCCCUGGGGCUUACAGCAGACUGAUUCUGAGAUUUCACAAACAUAGUCAGACAUUGUUUUGACACUAUUAAGAUGGCAUUACUACUGAGGCCUCCCAUGCCUCCCACCUAUCUCUCCUCUCUUUCCUCUCUCCCCUCUCUUCACCCCUCUAUCCUCUCUCUCCACCCCUCUAUCUAUCUCCUCUCUCUCCUCUCUCCUCUCUCCUCGCUCUCUCUCUCCUCUCUCUUCUCUCUCUCUCUCCUCACUCUUCUCUCUCUCCUCUCGCUCCUCUCUCUCCUCUCGCUUCUCUCUCUUCUCUCCUCUGUCUCCUCUCUCUCUCCUCUCGCUCCUCUCUCUCCUCUCUCCUCUCUCUCCUCUCUCCUCGCUCCUCUCUCUCCUCGCUCUCCUCUCUCCUCUCUCUUCUCUCCUCUCUCUUCUCUCUCCUCUUUCUCUUCUCUCUUCUCUCUCUUCCCUCUCUUCUCUCUUCUCUCACUCUCUUCUCUCACUCUCUUCUCUCUCCUCGCUCUUCUCUCUCCUCGCCCUUCUCUCUCCUCGCUCUCCUCUCUCCUCGCUCUCAUCUCUCUUCUCUCUUCUCUCUUCUCUCUCCUCUCUUCUCUCUCUGUCUCCUCUCUUUUCUCUCUCCUCGCUCCUCUCUCCUCGCUCUCCUCUCUCUUCUCUCUCCUCUCUUCUCUCUCUCUCCUCUCUCCUCUCUCUCCUCUCUCUUCUCUCUCCUCUCUCUUCUCUCUCCUCUAUCUUCUCUCUCCUCUUUCCUCUCACCUCUUUCUUCACCCCUCUCUCCCCACCCCUCUAUCUCUCUCUCCUCUCUCCUCUAUCUCUCUCCUCUCUCUCAUCUCUCCUCUCUCUAUUCUCUCCUCUCUCCUCUCUCUCCUCUCUCUCCACAGCAGACUGAUUCUGAGAUUCCACAAAUAUAGCCAGACAUUGUUUUGACAGUAUUAAGAUGGCAUUACUACUGAGGCCUCCUGUGUACAGAACAGUUCAAUGACUCGUCCAAAGCUGACAUGGGACUUUAUGUGUCAGCUCUUUGUGAAUGAACUGUCCUCUCAAUCUGUUUAAAACUCUGCUUGCUGAAUAGAGACUCAUGGAUGUCCUUUGUCUUCGACUGCCAGGCCAUCCAACUGUUCUAGAUAAACCCAAUGCACCAUGUAAAUAAGUGACUAUGGCCUUUCCCUUCCCUCCCCUCUGGCCUCCUCUCAUUCUGGUUAAGUGCUCCCAUUACUCUUUCCUCAUAGGGAAUCCCCCCCCCAGUACAGCUAACCCAUCUAGACUAAACCUGGUGUUGUGACAAAGUAACUGUCUGAGUCUCUGAGGCCCUUAGAGCUGAGACUCUCAUCCCUAGAGGAGCUACAGGUGUUCUGUUCUUUCGGGUGAAGAGGACUCAGAACUCACAGAGUGGACAGACUCUCUCUGUCUCCACCCUUCUAUCUCUCUCCUCUCUCCUCUCUCCUCUCUCCUCUCUCUCUCUCCUCUAUCUCCACCACUUUCUCACUCUCUCCUCUCUCCGAUCUCCUCUAACUCUCUCCUCUCUCUCUCCUCUGUCUCCACCACUCUCUCUCUGAUCUCCUCUCUCCUAUCUCCUCUCUCUCUCCUCUGUCUCAACCACUCUCUCUCUCUCCUCUAACUCCCUCCACUCUCUCCACCCCUGUAUUUUUCUGUCCUCUCUCCUCUCUCUUCAUCCAUCUCUCAUUUUACCUCUAACUCUCUUUCCUUUAUCUGUCUCUCCUCUCUCUUCCCUCCUCUAUCUCUCUCUCUGUCCUCUUUCUCUCACUCUCACUACAUUGUGUCGCCCUGCAGGGAGAAGGCAUUGAAAGCAGUUAGUUAGCUCUGACGCCCACUUCCUCCGUGGGCAGUAAAAGUAUCCCUGGGAUGUGUUGCGAUUAGAGGACAUUAAGGGGUUAAGGGGUUGUUGUGAACUCACAGGUCCCACAGGCCAAGUUGACACCCAACUGGGAUGAAUUUCAAAAUGUGCUUUAAACAUGCUGUUUGUCAGAGCAGGCGGUGUAUUUACUUUGUCUGUCUGUCUGUCUGUCUGUCUGUCUGUCUCUCUCUUCCUGUCUGUCUGUCUCUCUCUUCCUGUCUCUCCCUCAUUCUGUCUGUCUCCCCCUCUCCCUCUCUUCUUGAUUGUGACCUGAUGAAGACAAAAUUAUGCCUGGUAGAUUUAAGGUUAGCUCCGAGAGUCAACCCCUCCAAGUCACUUGUCCCACUCUUGUCUCGGCUGAUGCGCCACCAUGGCAACUGUUUCCAGGAAGCAUUGUAUUGGAUCAGAUUGAUUCGCCUGACUCAAGUGUUUGUCUCCUUUCAACCAUUAGUGUUCGCUUCUAUUACUGUUUGGAAACACCUUGUAGUGCUUUUUCAGUAGUAACCUUUCCCAAAAAUUAAAAGGAUAGUUCACCCCACAAGAGGUUAAUUGUGGUCUUAGCUGUUGAAGAAAAAUAACAAGUGUUUUCUGUCUGCUUGGUUAGCUGAUCAGUAAAGCUAGUAACUCAUAGGAGUAUAUACAGAUGUAGGAUCAUCAUUUGAUCACUCUUUUGUUGCUGAGAAUUUUCCUGCACGGCAGGAAAUGAAAACUUGUAGUGUAUUGAAGGUUUAAAAAGGCUUCUAACUGGCUCAAAUUAAGAUUCUACAUCUGUAUUCUCCUAUCCUUGCCUGAAAACUGUACAUAAUGUUGUUUUUGUUGUCUGUAUUUUUGAUGCCAUGAUCAAGAAUUAUGUUUAAUUGCAAUGUUGAUAGUUUUGAAUGAAGAUGAAUGAACAACCCUGCCAUCAACUGGUCAAGAAUACCUCCUGAUAGGAGGAGCCAUCUCUUUUCUCUUCUGAUUUGUGUCCCAAAUGGCACCCUAUUCCCUAUAUACAGAUGUAGGAUCUUAUUUAUUUGAUCACUCUAUUAUUUGAUCACUCUAUUGUUGCUGAAAAUGCAAACCUGUAGUGUAUGAGUUUUUAAAAGGCUUCUAAAGUUUGUAAUUUCCACUUUAAAAGGUCAGACUUGAUUUGCCCUAACAAAACAUAUAUCAACCCUUACAAAAAACAUCCAUUAAUUAUAAUUCAUGUACUAAUUAACAUUUCCUGUUGCUGCAGGAUUAUUUUCCUGCUGUAUAAAACUGGCUCAAAUUAAGAUCGUACAUCUAUCUGUAUUAUCCUAUCCUUGCCUGAAAACUGUACAGAAUGUUGUUUUUUGUCUGUAUUUUUGAUGCCAUCUUCAAGAAAUAUAUUUAAUUGCAAUGUUGAUAGUUUUGAAUGAAGAUGAAUGAACAACCCUGCCAUCAACUGGUCAAUAAUACGUCCUGAUAGGAAGAGCAUUCUCUUUUCUCUUCUGAUCUGUGUCCCAAAUGGCACCAUAUUCCCUAUAUACAGGUGUAGGAUCUUAAUUUUACUUAAUUUCACUAUUGUUGCUGAGAAUUUUCCUGCACAGACGGAAAUGCAAACUUGUAGUUUAUUUGAGUUUUAAGCAGGCUUCUAAAGUGUGUAAUUUCCACUUUGAAAUUUCAGUCUUGAUUUGCCCUAAUGAACAAUAUAUCAACCCCACAAAAAUGUAAAUUAAUUCACAUUUCCUGUUGCAAACUGACUUAAAUUAAGAUCCUACAUCUGUAGUGCACUGCUUUUGACCAGAGCCCUAUUGGCUUGGUCAAAAGUAGUGCACUACAUAGGGAAUAGGGUGCCAUUUGGGAUGCAAGCAAGCUGUACAUUCCCAGCAGUAUUUAGCAUGGGGAAAGAGCAAGGAGGAAUAUGUGUAGAGACAAUGUACAGUUUUGUUUUAUCUUUAAUUACAUUCGAGUUCUCCACAACUUUUCGGAAGUUUGCUAUUUUCAAACCUUCCCGAUGCUUGGAAGGUAUAUAUUAAUUGUAUGUACAAUAAUACAAGGCUGGUUCAAAACCAGGACUUACAAAUA